AUGCUGUCCAGGCUCGUCAUCGUUUCAGCUAAUGCGCUGAAAGGCAGCGGCCACUUUGGAGCUGGCUUGGUCCAAGCAUCUCGCUCUGUGCACACGUCAUCCCAGAGUCUGGCCCCCGUACCCCCUUUGCCAGAGAAGGGUGGCAAAGUCCGCCAUGGCCUCAUUCCAGAGGAGCUCUUCCAGCUCUUGUACCCCAAAACUGGAGUGACGGGACCCUACAUGCUGGGCACGGGCCUCCUCGUCUACUUGCUGUCCAAGGAAAUCUACGUUAUCAACCACGAGACCAUUGCCGCCGCCUGCAUCGGCACCGUCAUCAUCUACAGCGUGAAGAAAUUCGGGCCGAGCGUCGCCGCUUUUGCAGAUAAACUAAAUGAGGACAAACUGGCUAAAGCUCAGGAAGUGAAGGACUUGUCUAUGUCCAGCCUGACUCAGGCCAUCGAGGACGAGAAGAAGGAACAGUGGCGAGUUGAGGGACGAUCAAUGCUCUUUGACGCAAAAAGGAACAAUGUAGCCAUGCUGUUGGAGACCAAUUACAGAGAGCGGCUACACAUGGUGACCAAUGAGGUAAAGAGGCGCCUGGACUAUCAGGUAGCCCUGCAGGACCUACAGCGCCGCAUGGCUCAGGAACACAUGGUCAACUGGGUGGAAAAGAACGUCGUGAGCAGCAUCACCCCUCAGCAGGAGAAGGAGAGUAUCGCCAAGUGCAUCACAGAUUUGAAGGCUCUGGCCAAAGCCACUCAGGCCAAAGCUACAGCCUAA
This is a messenger RNA of Nerophis lumbriciformis (worm pipefish), 759 nucleotides long. Lineage: Eukaryota; Metazoa; Chordata; Actinopteri; Syngnathiformes; Syngnathidae. The record is from RefSeq and is a predicted model, not a curated record.